AUGGCAACCGUAGCGCACCAGCGCCAGCCGACGUCUGCUCAGUCCCGUCCGCAUCACGAAGCCAGUCGCAGUGCAUCUGCCUCUCCCGCAAACAUGGCCUCCACACAGCACGCUCCGCCGCCGGCGCCGGCACCCGCGAAGAAGGGCAAGGGCAAGAAGGCGCCAGAUCCCUCGGAGCAGCAGAAACAGAUACAGGCCAAGAUUGCGCAACUUGAACUGGACCAGGCAGGUGACAAGGAGCAGGAGCUUGAAAUUGAGCGCGAAGUCAAGAAAGCGAACCGUGAACUCUCCUCCCUCCUCUCGAACAUGGACGGGCCCCUGUCACGCCUCGAGGUGGUGCAGAAGCGGUAUACAGAGCUGCUGUCCGAUAUGAAGCGUACCGAACGCGAGCAUCAAAAGGCAAAGAAGCGCGGAGAUCAGUUACAAAAAGAGAAGGAUGCGCAAAGGUCGGAGCUGAACAAGGUCACCACAAUGAAGGACAAGUUGGACAAGCUGUCGCGUGACUUCGCCAAAGAGAACAAGAGACUCAAGGACGAGUUGCACAAGCUCGAGACUAGCGAGUCGACCGCCCGGCAAGAAUUACACGAACGACUCGAGCACCUUGUAGCUGAUGUCGAUGAUUGUAUUGCAGCCGCGAACGGGCCAGAACCCCAGAACCAAGCAGAUUUGGAACUGGAUGAGUUGUUUCGACAAAAGUUCAAGUCAUUCAUCGACCAGUAUGAGUUACGCGAGCUUCAGUUUCAUUCAUUACUCCGCACCAAGGAGCUUGAGAUACAGUACCAGAUGGCUCGGUUGGAGCAGCAACGCAAACAACAGGAAGCCGAAUCGUCAAAGUCACAUCAGUUGACCCGUCAGGUCUCGACCUUUUCACAAACCGAAACCGAACUCCGCACACAGCUCAACAUCUACGUCGAAAAGUUCAAGCAGGUUGAGGAAACACUCAACAAUUCAAACGACUUGUUUCUCACGUUCCGCAAGGAGAUGGAGGAGAUGUCAAAAAAAACCAAACGCCUGGAAAAAGAAAACCAAAAUCUACAACGCCACAAGGAAAUCACAAACCGGAACAUCGGCGAGAUGGUUGAAGAACGUCACAAAAUGCAGGAAGAGCUCGCACGAAAGACCAAGGAAUCAGAAGAUCAGCGCAAGAAGAUUGCUCGACUCGAAACUUUAUGUCGAGGAAUGCAAGCACAGGGUCGCGGUCAGGUUCCGAUGAACGAGGAUCUAGAAGAGGACGAGGAGGUCACGGAGAGUGAGUACGAAUACGAAGAUGAGGAGGAUGAAGAAGGCAGCGGGGAAUACGACGAUGAGACGGAAGACGAUGCCGUCGAACCUGUACCCGAACGUCGGCCAUUUGGACCUGUACCACCACCUCCGCCGCCGCCACAAACCAUUGCGCAGGGGAAGAUGAAUGGCCAUAAACAGGUCAAUGGGCAAAUGAAUGGAGUCAAGCGCUAA
Cucurbitaria berberidis CBS 394.84 is the source of this 1455-nucleotide messenger RNA. RefSeq names its product beta-taxilin. The record is from RefSeq and is a predicted model, not a curated record. Lineage: Eukaryota; Fungi; Ascomycota; Dothideomycetes; Pleosporales; Cucurbitariaceae. Gene Ontology annotation, molecular function: syntaxin binding. The transcript is spliced from 4 exons. The coding region runs from base 1 to 1455 and encodes 484 amino acids.